Molecule: messenger RNA, 1198 nt
Organism: Prunus persica (peach)
Lineage: Eukaryota; Viridiplantae; Streptophyta; Magnoliopsida; Rosales; Rosaceae
Product: metalloendoproteinase 3-MMP
Exons: 1
Coding region: 133-1062 (309 amino acids)
Biological process (GO): proteolysis; collagen catabolic process; extracellular matrix organization
Cellular component (GO): extracellular matrix
Molecular function (GO): zinc ion binding; metalloendopeptidase activity
Source: RefSeq, a predicted model, not a curated record
GGAAAUUAGAGUUGCACCGUCUCACAACCGUUGAUGUAAGUCUGCUCAUUAUACACCUAUAUAUAGCCUUCCAAGUAUGAGGGUUUUGCACAGCAUAUCCAAAACCAAAAUUAUUUAUUUCCCAAAUAUACAAUGGCAUCAUCAAAAACUUCGACUCUUUCUCUAUUCGCAAUCACUACUUUUCUCUUCAUCCUCCUUUCCUUCCUCUCCUACGCAAAAGCAUCAGAAACCCACCACAAAAAAACAUCAUCACCAUUUGAGUUCCUUGACCAUCUCAAGGGGUGUCACAAGGGUGACAAAGUUCAAGGCAUCCAAGACCUCAAAAAAUACCUUGAAAAGUUUGGUUACUUGAAUGUCCAUACCAACAAUGAUGACUACUUUGAUGACGAACUGGAGUCGGCCAUCAAAACUUACCAAAUCAAUUACCACCUCAAGGUCACCGGAACAUUAGAUGCGAAAACCGUAAAAAAAAUGGAGAUGCCUCGAUGUGGUGUACCGGAUAUCAUCAACGGUACCACCUCCAUGAGAUCAGGAAAGAAAAGGGGAGGACAUGGUUCAAUUCACACAGUUGGUCAUUACGCUUUCUUCCAAGGAAACCCAAAAUGGCCUGCUAAUAAGUAUCACCUCACCUAUGGUUUUCUUCAAGGCACCCCAUCUGAGGCUGUGGGCGCAGUUGCACGUGCUUUUGCAACAUGGCAGGGCAACACACACUUCACGUUCAGCCAAGCCCAAAGCAUUGAGAGCGCUGAUCUGAAGAUCGGUUUUGGAAGGCGUGAUCAUGGAGAUGGACACCCGUUUGAUGGGCCGUAUGGGACCGCUGCCCAUGCAUUUGCGCCAACAGAUGGGAGAUUUCACUACGAUGCUGAUGAGACGUGGGUUGUGGGUGCUGUGCCUGGUGGUUUGGACUUGGAGACUGUGGCUUUGCAUGAAAUUGGGCACCUUCUUGGGCUUGGCCAUAGCUCUGUUCCAGGAGCUGUCAUGCUUCCUGAAGUCCGCACUGGAUUUACCCAGAGCUUGCAUGCGGAUGAUAUUCAAGGAAUUAAAGCUUUAUACAACACUUGAUUAAUGUUGUUAUUAUUAUAAGUUUAGUAGUUCAUCCAAAGUCAUGCUUUCGUAUUUCUUAUUAUCCCUGUAUCAAAUAAAGGUACAUCACCUGCUGGGUGUACGUACUUAGAUUUUAAGCUGGAUAUUUAGUAUU